This is a messenger RNA of Dimorphilus gyrociliatus, 5637 nucleotides long. The record is from the annotation of a GenBank genome assembly. NCBI's taxonomy places the organism in Eukaryota, Metazoa, Annelida, Polychaeta, Dinophilidae.
CAAACGGGUAGUAAUGUUAACCAAUCGACAUCCGAUAAUUUUUAUUCAUCUUACCAAUUUACUAAAUUUAAUAGAUAUUUUUAUCUCUCAUUUUACAGCAGAAUUUAUGAAAUCCUAUGAAUUCCUUAUCGUUUGCUCGAUAUAUACAGAUUUUCAUUAACACUAAGAUCGAUCUAUACCCAGAAGUUAAAAUCUCUCUUUUGUGACUUACAUCAGGUACUAAAAGGAUGUCUUUACAUUUGGAAACCAAGGAAGCAGUGGAAAGUUUAGAAAAAUUAUCCUUAAAUGCUAAUAAUGAAAUACCAGAAUUAAGAAGCUUGAUAUGGCUUUUAGAUAGUGUUUUAUUUAAAAAAACUACACACAUUCAAGAUUCUUUGCAAGAACUUAAAAGGACUUCCAUAGAAAACCAUCAUUUAACUGCAAAUGACUUUGAUAUAAGCACUGAUGGCAGCUAUAUUUCUCUUUUGAAUGAAGAGAAAGAUGAUUUCCAAACGAGAAUACGAAAGUUAGCCGGCAAUAGAGAAACGUAUUCUGUAAAAUUGUAUAAGAAAGAGAAUUCAUCAUUAGGGUUCAGUGUUAUUGGACUCCAAGACCCUCAAACUCUAAACUUUGGUACAUUUGUUCAAGAUAUCUCUCCUUUUGGCCCUGCUGCUCAAGAAGGAGGUCUGCAAGAGAAUGAUCAAAUUCUAGCUAUUAAUGGAGAACUACUAACAAACAACCAAACUCAUGCUCUGAAUCUGCUCCACGCAGCUAAUGGGGAAAUAAACUUAGUUAUUGCCAGAACAGUGUUAGUUACUAAUUACUCUCCAUCUCUCGAUGCUCUGAAUACAUGCGAGCUUCUGGCAGUUGAAGUUGUUGAUCUUGUAAAUGACGGUAAUGGUCUAGGGUUUGGUAUUAUGGGAGGCAAGUCAACAGGCGUUGUAGUAAAAACAGUUGUUGAAGGAGGGGUAGCAGAUAGAGAUGGACGAUUAAAGUCAGGCGAUCAUCUUCUUCAUGUUGGAGAGUGGUCUGUUAGAGGGAUGAACUCUGAUAAAGUUGCUGCUGUUCUGCGCAAAGCAGGCACUCACGUUCGUCUGGUUGUAGCAAGACCAGUCUUAGACACUUCUCAGGAAAUUCAAACUCCCCCAUAUUCGGUUGUUAUUUCUAAUGAUAAAUUAGAGGAACAUUUACAAGGGUUGUAUCAUCUGGGUUUGGCAGAAAAUUCAGCUAAUGACUUAGAUCCUGACGAAGAAGUUCAGUCUGAUGAAAUAUUUUUUGAUGUAAAUUUGUCAAAAGACAAUUCUGGACUCGGUAUUACUAUCGCUGGUCUGAUAGGAUCAUCCGCGAAUGGAAAGCUAUGUGGAAUUUAUGUAAGACAUAUAACUCCAAAUAGUGCCGCCGAAUUGGACGGUAGAAUUCAGCCAAAUGAUCGAAUUGUUGAAGUAAAUGGCCGAAGUUUAGAAGGUUUUUCAAAUGCCCAGGCUGUAGAAGUACUUAAAGCUACUGGGCAAACAGUUUCUCUAAAACUUGCUCGCCCACGCCAUGGAGCAACUCAUUUAGCUGAAUUGCAGCGUAGUUUAGCAGAAACGACUGAUACGUGCUUAGAGUCAUUUAAAACUCCCAAUGAAGAUGACUCAUCUUUGAAAAGUUAUUGGUGUCAGGCCUUGACUUUACAAGCUGAUGAAGUUAUCAUAGCUCACGUUACAAAAUUUAAAGAAGGUGGAGGAUUGGGUGUAAGCCUUGAAGGAACUGUAGAUGUUGAAGAUGAUGGAAAGGAAGUGCGGCCACAUCAUUAUAUUCACAGCAUACUUCCUGAUGGACCAGUUGGAAAAAAUGGUUGUAUUGAAGAAGGAGACGAAUUGUUGGAAGUUAACGGCCAACGUCUUUUGGGAUUAAAUUACAAAGAAGUUGUGAACAUCCUUAAAAGCUUGCCACAAAAUGUUACUUUAGUGUGUUGUCGAAAAACUACCAGUUUACAAGGAAAUAUAAACCCAGGAAAAGUUGUUAAAGCUAAAUCUGAAGAUAAUCUUUCAAUUGAGAAACCGGGUGUGAUACUUAGAUGGCGAUCUGCCGAACCUUUAACGUCCAUAGCAUUGUGGAAUGAGAACAUAACAGAAGUUAAACUUGUAAAAGCAGAGAAAGGUUUAGGUUUCUCUGUUUUGGAUUACCAAGAUCCGUAUAAUUCUAACAGGCUAAUUGUUGUUGUUCGAUCGUUAGUUCCAGGAGGUGUUGCACAAAGCGAUGGCAGAAUAGUACCAGGAGAUCGACUAAUGUAUGUAAAUGAAAUUUCUCUUGAAAACGCUACUUUAGAGGAUGCUGUAAAUGCCUUGAAAGGGGCUCCGUCCGGCGAGGUAAAAAUAGGCCUCGUAAAACCAAUUUCUCCUGAUGUGCCGGACUGUUCUUUAAGUGAUAUUCCUUUGAUGGAAAAUUACUUAUCUUCAACACCCAUUAUAAAUAAUAUGGAAUCAGAGCCUAAAUUAGAUAGAGAUCAGGAUGAUAGUUUUCAUAAUUCGACGGGGAGUAACCAGAAAACGAUUGAAAUACACCCAAGUAUUAGGGAUACUACAAUGGGUCUGUCCCCAGUGUCUAUUCAUUCUGAAGCGGAAACUGGUUUUAGUAAUAGUCCAUCACCUAAGUUGCGAUCAACACAAAACUUACUUUUUACACCUCCUAAAACCGUCGUUGUUCGUAGGAAAAUGAAUGAAUCAUUGGGUAUUAGCAUAGUUGGAGGAAAACUGGAGUUUUUCUCAACGUCUAAUAUUUCUCCUCCUUCUUCACCUCAGUCACCAAUUUCGGGAAUUUUUGUUAAGCAUGUUUUACAUUCGGGACCAGCAGCAGGGCUUUUAAAAAUGGGUGACCAUAUCUUGGAAGUAGACGGACGAGAUAUCCGUUAUGCCUCUCAUGAUGAAGCUGUCGAAGCUAUAAAAUUAUCUAAAACGCCAGUUACAUUCCUUGUUCAAAGCAUAUCAGAUCCAUCUGAUUCAAAUCUAAAUAGCUCACAAAAAAUUGAGAAAGACGCUGAAAAAGGAAACACAAUUGAGAUGAUUUCUGCGUCGAAACUAUUUUCCAAUCAACAAGAUUCAUCGUCUGUUGCACAGUACCCUUUACAUCCAGCAAAAAAUGAGACCAGCAGUAGUUCUUCAGAGAAUGAUUUAACAGCUGACUCUUACCAACUAUAUUCCAUGGUUUCGGUUGAUCAAACAAAAUGUAAAAAAUCUGAAACAGUUCCUACAGCGAUAGAUACUCAAAAUUCUGAAAUAGAUAGCAUUGAUUUAAAUGGGUCAAAGCUGAAAUAUCAGAAUCUCUCAGGUGAACUGCUAAGACUGUCAUUUGAAAGAGACAAUCCAAGAAGUGAAUUCGGAUUGAGCUUAGUCGGAAAUAAACAUCCUGAUAAACAAGGUGUUUUCGUGUCAGAAAUAGACCCAAAUUCAUGGCUGUUAAAAGACGGCGGCCUGAAAAUUGGGGACGAGCUUUUGGAGGCAAGUUACUUUAUCAUUAACUUGUAUUGCUUAACGCAAUCUGAUAAUUUACCUGAUCCUGGAUUAUCAAAUACCUCAGAAUUUUCAAACUCUCCUGAUAAAGCUGAGAAAGAAGCAAAAUGUUCAUCAAUAGAAAAAGACUUACAGAGAGUAUUCCUAGAGAGUUAUGUCGAUAUUAAGAAAGUUCACUUGAAUAAGGAAACACAAAGAGAUUUGGAAUUCUCGGUUAAGGAUGAUACAGUUCAAGGGGUCAAAGGCGUCUAUAUAGAUAGAAUUACACAAAAUUCUACAGUUUGUGACGAAAUCAGAAUUGGGGAUCACUUAAUUGCCCUGGAACUACCUGAAGGGAUAGCUAAGCUUGACGAAUUGACCUCCCAAGAAGCUACAGAAGUGUUGAGAAAUAUACCAGACGGUCCAUUUAACUUGUACCUCGUACCAUCAUUGAAUUCUAAUCAAGAAAUAGAAAGCACAGAGCAAACUGAUCAGAAAUUUGAAGAAGUUGACUUAAGUACUGUUCCAAUUGCUGUUGGUAAGAAGACAACCAUUACUAUAGCGAAAGGAAAGAGUGGAUUAGGUUUAAGUAUUGUUGGUGGUGCUGACACUAUGAUAGGAGAGAUUUUAAUUCACGAAGUUUAUGCAGAAGGAGCGGCAGCUAAAGAUGGAAGACUUUGCGCCAGUGAUAAAAUUUUGGAAGUUGACGGGAAGAGUUUGAAGCACACAGACCAUGAUGAGGCUAUUUCAAUUCUUAGGCGAACUCAAGAUGUUGUUACUAUGGUUGUGUUUAGAGCAGAUACAUCUUUGUCACCGAGAAAAUCCGAUGAUGAAUCUUACACGACUUUCAACAUUACAUUGAUAAAAAAACCUAACAAAGGACUUGGUUUAAGUAUUGUUGGACGACGAGGUCAAGGCGGAGUCUUCAUCUCAGAUAUAGUUAAAGGUGGUGUGGCGGAUACCAAUGGUCACCUUUACCCUGGGGAUCGUCUCAUGAGUGUAAAUGGUGAGGAUCUAAGAGACUCAAGCCAAGAAGACGCUGCAGCAGUUUUAAAAACAUUGAUGGGAAAAGUAACUCUCACUAUAGGCAGACUAAAGAAAGGAGGAAAAAGUGAAGGAUCCAUAGAAGAGGUUAUUUUGGAACGAGGAUCAAGGAGACUUGGAUUUACAGUUGUUGGAGGAAGUGAUAGUCCACAGGGCCGAUUACCUAUUUAUGUUAAAACUGUGUCUGAGGAUGGUAGCGCCGACAAAGUUCUCUUCCCAGGCUGUGAACUUUUGUCGGUUAAUGAUCAUGAGUUGAAUAAUGUAACGCAUGCUGAAGCAGUUACCCUUAUAAAGCAUGCCCGAGACCCCAUUCGAUUACUAGUACGUUACCCACAAGACCCAGAAUAAUAUAAGACGUUGCACAGUUGGCGCGCGUACCGCGUCAGCUAGAGCAGCUGCGAGCUGGGUCUUUGUCGUCCCGCUGCGCUUUGUGAGAAUACAAGGGCCUGCCCUUGUUGCCCUUGUAUUGUCGCAGUAAAAAUCAGCAGUGCAUAUCGAACGCGAUGCUUGUCGCGUGCGUCUGCACGCUUAUACCACGAGAACUCUUUUGUAUUUUUUAUGUUUUGUAUUUACUUUAAAAAUAAAUAGUCGAACAAAAUUCACUAAUAAUACCUUCGACAAAAAUCGCUACUAUCACUACCCGGCUAACACACAACGUAAAAUAAAUAAUUGCAAAAUUGUCAUCACAGUUUGACAGAAUAUUAAAGUCUUUUAAUAAACAAUGUCCCGAAUAUCGGUUGGCGUUGUUGGACCUUCAUCACUUUUAGGCGGUGGUGAGCUUUUAUCUGAAGAGUUGAAAGUGAGGAAUUGGACGACUUCUGCUUCAAUUUGUUCUUGGUGGUGGCGGAGGCAGUCCGCUUCAAUGCCCGUUAUUGAUUGUAGUCUUGCAAAGACGGCCUCUGCGCUCCAUUCCGUUUCAAUGGCUCUUAAGGCUGUUGCUAAACUAGCUGAGCUGACCAGGGAGGGGGGCAUACUGGCGAACUUGAAUUCUACAAGUAAAACAGAAAAUUUAGCAAUUUCGAAUGGAGCGUUUUGAACUGCCGACACCGCACCUGUCCAGAGGCGCUAAGGUGCAUCUGGCUAGUUCGUUGUAUUUAAAUAAAGUACAAGAAUAACUAAAUCUUACCGGUAGAGCAAAGGGCGA